Molecule: messenger RNA, 1613 nt
Organism: Nelumbo nucifera (sacred lotus)
Lineage: Eukaryota; Viridiplantae; Streptophyta; Magnoliopsida; Proteales; Nelumbonaceae
Source: RefSeq, a predicted model, not a curated record
AUUUCUUUCUGGAUUCAGUUUGACAAAAUCCCAUUCCGGAUUAGAAAUAAAGUUGGAACUUGGUUUAAGUGUUUCUGGAUUACAAUGUUUGGGUCCAGUAUAAGCCUUCACUUACUGAGUGUCAGCAUCAUUUGAAUUCUGAGAAAUCUGGGCAUAAGCAAAACUCGGUUCCAUAUCUUCUCUGCUCAGUGAUCCAAAAAGUGCAGGUUGUCAAAGCCAAUUAAGAUGAUUAUUCACCACCCCCAGCAUGAUCUGAUCUCUUGUUUGGUCCAAUUCCACAAGCUUAAAAUCCAGAUCAAAUGCUUUAAUGACAUACCGAAACUACAGUAUGAUUAUUUGUCUUCUCGUUGCAAUUAGCAAAGUCGGGAACGGACUGAAACAAGUUGUUGGGACUUGGGAGAGAUGUCAAACAUGAUGGUGAUGAAUUCAGGUCUCUGCAACUGCAAGGUCGAGAUAGCGAGAGACCCAUUGGUGGUGGUUCCUAAUUGUCCUGGCUACCCGACCACCUCCAUUAAAUGGCUCAUCGCCGACCAUCUCCAAGCUUGCGAGGACCUAACCUCCGUCUCCCUCCGCCGUCCCUUCAACAGGAACAGGGGCUACCUUAUCAACCCUAACCCCCAGAAGGAGAUCUAAGACCGCGUCUUCCGCUUACUCUUCCGCGUAGACCCAACUGCCUUCUCCCUACUUGUAGAGCCUCUCGUCAACCUUCUUUUCACCCGACUCUCCACCGGCGGAGUUUGUCUUCGAGGACUUCGGCUUCCGAUUUCUUUACGUCGGCCACUCACCCUCUCACCCUCCUCCUUCCUUCGAGGCAGCUCCACUAUAACGUCCUGGACGACUUCUCUCAUCGACGAUGUGAAAGGAGAAGCUUUCUUCCGUCUCUCUCAUCAAUGUGUCUCGCGAACUCCAGAAUCCAGAUUUCCAGGAACCGGAAAGUCUUUCCUUGGCUCUGUUACUGUUUGAUUAAGAGUGGAGCAAUGGAAAUUUUCCACAAAGCCAAGGCUGUUUGUCUCCGGAGCCACCACGAGAAGUACCUCUUCGUCGAGGAAGACAAAGAAUCGGUGUCCCAAGACCGCAAUGGUUCGUCUUGGAACGCCAAGUGGGGUGUUGAAUUCAUUGAAGGGGGGAACUAUGUUCGUCUCAAGAGCUGCUAUGAUAGAAAUCUCACUGCCUCUAAUGAGGCCUUCCUUCUUGGAAUGACCGGGAAGAAGGUUCUUCAGACUACACCCAGAAAGCUGGAUUCCUCCGUCAAGUGGGAGCCCAUCAGGGGAGGGUUUCAAGUUAAGCUCAAGACUCGCUACGGCAACUUCUUGCAUACAAAUGGCGGUGUUCCUCCUUGGAGGAAUUCCAUCACUCACGACAUCCCUCACAAAACUGCAACUCAAGAUUGGAUCUUAUGGGAUGUUGAUGUCGUUGAAAUCCAUAUCAAUUCCCCCGUUCAUCCAGUACAUGGGAGGUCUUUGUAAUUUACCCUUUUGUUUUUAGUUUUUUUAUUCAAUUCAAAACAAGCAAGGGGUUAGGAAGCAAAAGAGAGUAAGCCCAUGCGGACAACUGCACUUUAGAAUAUGGUAUUUAUUUCGGUCGUCAUGACCGGAUAUCAUGAUUUGGUUACU